UCAUGAUGCACACGCGUAAAUCGUGUUUAUUGCUAAUCUCUGUGGAAUAUGCAAAGUACAAGGUGAAACACAAGCUACGCUUUAAUUGGACAAUAAACUUUUUCCAACAAAGAAAUUCAACUAAAAAAUACAACUAACUGCGGUUUUAAACAAAGUGAUUAUUGAAUCUUGCUCAUUUCUCAGCUUACAGCUCUAGUAGUUACACAUACUGAAGCCUAAUUAAGAAGGGUCGAGAGAAAGAGAAAAUGUGUCACGUAAAUGUGCUACCAUCCAGAUUCUGACUGUAGCUGUAGGAAUACUUUUCAGUGGACACCAUAAAGAAAGAUUUUUUAACUGCACGGGAUGAUUUGCAAGACCUUCCAAUAAGGAAAUGGUAGGCAAGCUGUUGAUCAUCGUUUAUUAUUAAGCAGAGACAAGAGAGGCAUUUCAGGUCAAUAGGCUUGUGAUCUGGGCCAUGUCACAUAAGGAGUCUGUCAGUGGAAGACGUUAGAUGUGAAUUCUCCUCAAGGUGUUUCCCAGUGGACCAGCUAUAUAUAUAUAUAUAUGCUCAUGUAUAUAUAGACGGGGCCCAAGUAAUAGGAGAAGGAACAAUUACCUUGACCAACAGACACCGUUGUUAAUUGUGUCCGUGGGAAGAAAACUGUCAGUUCAUGUGUGGAUUCUUUUGUAUGGAGGACCAACGUUUUUCCACAACUCAGAAUCAAAGGGCAGUCGGUAAAGAGAAGUUGAUUUUUUACUAGGCGGCUGUAAAAAGUUCAUCAAUACAGAAAAGACACAACAAAAUCAAGGUGAACACAUUAGGUGUACAUGGUAUCAUGGUAUAGGAUUAGGAAACCCCUGAGAUGUAUCCAGAAUGGAACUACAGUCCCUGACACCCCCACCUGGUAACCACACCCCUGAGAUGGCUCUCGCGCUUACAUCCACCCCUAACUCCUAUGGAGCUAUGAAAUUCAAUGCCUCCUCCACGGAGAGCCAGUUUAAAUCAGAGAGACUGGAGAAACCUUCUGAAAAGUCCCUCUGUUCCAAUGCCACUAAGAAUAGCAGGUCGGACAGUUCCGUUGACAGUGAUGAGUCGGAUGACAGCCUAGGGUCAGAUGAUCAGGUCAAGCCUGGGUCUGACCAGUUAGAGGAGGGCUCGGAAGACAACGAGCCUGUAGACUGUGACAACUGUAAUCAGGAUUUUUCUUCAAUGCAGGACUACAUGAAACACAAGUGUGCCAAGAAAGUCAAAGAUUGUAAGAGUUAUGACCCCUCCCUGGCUCAUGUCGAUGGAGAUGUGAGUGAGGGGGAGAGCUUUGACGGGAAAAUCGUGUACAAUUCGGACGGGUCUGCGUACAUCAUCGAGGGGGGAGACUCGGACCUGAGUGACCUUGACUCUAUUAUAGACUUGCCAAAUCAAAAAAACAUCAUUGUCGACAAAAAAGGAAGUGAUAUUGCAUCACAGGUCCCAGCAUUUCCUCACAUAGCUAAUGCUUUCUUUGUGUCAAAAAACUUUAAGAAACUGUACAGCAUUCCAUCUUCACCUUGCCCAGCCCCUAUAAUGUUCAGUUACAGAGUGUAUGAUGUACGAAGUGCAAAGUCUGAUAGUGAUAUUGAAGUGGAGCAAAAUUCUACCUCAGAUGAGAGCUUGGUCCCUACAAAACCUAUAUUAAUGUGCUUUAUAUGUAAACUGUCUUUUGGAUAUGCAAAGUCUUUCAUGGCUCAUGCUUCCUCAGAACAUUCAAUGUCUCUCAAUGAAAAGGAAAAAGACAUCAUGUCAAAGAAAAAUGCCUCUGCAAUUAUCCAGUGUGUCGGGAAGGAGAAGGAACCACUGAUGUCUUUCUUGGAACCAAAACCUCUGACAUCAUCGCCAAAGCUGCAGUCUUCAUCAUCUGCUUCACAAGCAUUUCCUCCAAGUAGUCAAAAGCACUCAUCAUAUGGUUCCAUAGGCGAAAACACGUCAGUCAGUUUUGUCUACUCCAAGCCAAAACUUUCUUCACCCCCAUUUUUGCAACUGAAUUCUGGGAAAUCCUCAUCUGAAAAUUCUCAGGGACACUCUCUACGAAAGGGAUCUGAAUCUGACUCUUAUCAACACAAUGACACGAAAAAUUCAACCAAUGGUUAUGAUGAUGAUGACGACGAUGAAAAUGACCACUUAGCAGACGAUGAGAUGUCAUCAUUGGAGAUCUCAGGUAUCAGAAGAAUGGAUUCUUCGCACGAGUCAAGUUUUCUACAGAAAAUGAAGCAAAGCAGUGAAGCUUUCACCAAGAGCCAAAUUACCUCGAGCAAUUCCCAAAUGUUUGCUCCUUCAACCAUUUCAAUGACAAAUCCCAGUCACUCGAUGAUGUUCUUGACGGUCUGUGAUGAACAUCCACAGGGAAGAAUUCAGGGAGUGGAAUGUCCCAAAUGUGACAUGAUCCUUGGAUCAUCCCAGUCCCUUGGAGGUCACAUGACCAUGAUGCAUUCAAGGAACUCCUGCAAGACCCUGAAAUGCCCGAAAUGCAAUUGGCAUUACAAGUAUCAAGAAACUUUGGAAAUCCAUAUGAAAGAAAAGCACCCUGAUAAUGACCAGCAGUGCGUUUACUGUAUCUCAAGCCAGCCCCACCCAAGGCUUGCUAGAGGAGAGAGCUACUCCUGUGGGUACAAGCCGUAUCGUUGCGAAGUCUGCAACUACUCUACCACAACCAAAGGAAACUUGAGCAUCCAUAUGCAGUCUGACAAGCAUUUGAAUAAUGUACAGGAGCUAGCCAAUGGUAAUGCAGAGGUGAAGAUGCCCCAGCAACUGCCUGCUCAGCCUCCCCAGCCAACUAUAGCAGCCGACCCUCUUAGCCAUCUUAAGAAGAACAAACCAAAACCAACAUGGAGAUGUGAUGUCUGCAACUAUGAAACGAAUGUUGCUCGAAACCUUCGAAUUCAUAUGACCAGCGAAAAACACACUCAUAACAUGAUGGUCCUGCAACAGAACAUGAAGCACAUGCAGCGUGAUAUGCAGAUUCAGCAGAUGAACCAACUUAUGCUCAUGCAGAAUGAUCCAGCCUUUUUAGCUGGUAUCUCGUCCCCAGUCCCAGGAAACGUUAGUUUCCAAAUUGACCAAUCCAUGAUCAUGGCUGGUCUUCAAGGCCAGUUUGGAGAAAUCCCAGUAGAUUUGAGGAAAGAGAAUGGAGGAAUGGGCAUGUCCUUUGAUCCUCAUACUCCUGAUGCUUCCAGAAUGUUCCAGUGCUGUGUCUGCAAUCAGCAUGCCACUGACUCUCUAGAGAAUCUUCACCAGCAUUUACAGCAUGACAGGACCAAGCAUAGAGAGCAAGAAAACAUUCACGUUUCACAGGGCACAUAUAUCUGCAAUCUGUGUCAGUACAAGACACAACUGAAAGCCAAUUUUCAACUGCACUGUAAGACAGACAAGCAUCUACAGAGGCUUCAGCUUGUGAACCAUAUAAAGGAGGGAGGACCUAGCAACGAGUGGAGACUCAAGUAUCUUAAUGUUAGUAACCCCGUACAGGUCCGCUGCAAUGCCUGUGAUUAUUAUACAAACAGUAUUCACAAACUCCAGAUCCACACUGGAAAUCCACGUCACGACUCCAACUCGCAGCUAUUCCGCCACCUCCAGCACGGGGAAAGCAAGCUCAGCCCAAACACCAAGAAGUAUUACCAUUGCGCCCUAUGCAGCUUUUCGACUAGAGCCAAACAGAACUUGAUCCAGCACGUGAGGUCCAUGAGGCACAUGCACAACGAAAGCCUGAAGCAGAUCCAGAUGAAGGAGCAGAACAUCACCGAGAUCGACCCGAGCGAGAUCUUCAUGGUCAAGGAAUACCAGGAGGAGGAGGAAGACAACAUCAAGUUUGAUGAAGAAGAUGGUGAAAGUGAGUUAGAGGAAAGCAGUAUGGUGACAGAAACCGAGUUACCUGAGAAGCACAGUGACCUUCCGGCCGGGAUGUUCACCCCAAAUGCCCUACCCCCCAUCACCAAAGGGGGACCCUUAAACAACAAUAACAACAAUACAGGUUCCUCAAAUUCCAAUAACAAUGAUGAGCAGAUACACGUGUGUCCUUACUGUGACUUCAGUAGCGUCAGCGAAAUGAGGAUCCAAGGUCACGUGUUGACCCAGCACACAAAUCGCUCGCACAACGUUCUCUGCCCUCUGUGUCAGGAGGAGUUCAAGGACAUGACACGACUGGAGCGCCACCUGAUGUCGACGCACAGCGUUAAGGCGGAGGGGCUCCAGCGUCUGCUCAUGAUGGUGGACAAGGGAGACUGGGUGUCACAGCCCAGCACCAUUAAUAAUCCAGCCAAUCAGAAUGCUGUCGUCCCAGCAACUAACAUUCCAUUUGACGAAUCAGGGGAAAUAAAUCUGGAGGUUAUGGAGACAGAAGCAGCUAAGCUGGAGGCUGAAGAGGCUAUUGAUACAGCCAAUAUCACUGAGAAAGGAGAAAUUGAAGAUCAGUAUCGCUGCCAGACUUGUUCCAAGACUUUCGGCAACAUUGAUGGACUAUAUGCUCAUCAGAAUGAACUGGGACAUUUAGAGCUCAAACAAACACCCAGGGGACCAGGAUAUCUCUGUUGGAAGAAAGGAUGUAAUCAGUAUUUCAAAACAGCUCAAGCACUUCAGGUUCAUUUCCGAGAAAUCCAUGCCAAAUGCCAAACUUUGUCAGCAUCUGAUUGUCACAUCUACAAGUACAAGUGUACCCAGUGCAGCCUAGCAUUCAAAAACUCAGACAAACUUCAACUUCACUCUCAUUUUCAUCUUAUUCGUACAGCCACAAAGUGCAAUUACUGUGGUCAGUCCUUUGGCUCCAUUGCUGCCCUGAGAAAACAUGUUGAGUCAGGUCAUUCUGAAAUUGAAGAAUCUGACAAAACAAAGUACUUUGACUCCAUGAGUGAAAAUGUAGAAGCCAUGGCCAAAAUUCUAGCUAGCUCAGGAAUGGAAAAACUCUUGACCAAUGCAUCAACCAAAAGUAGCAGUGUGAAUUCAUCAACCACUGUAGAAACUCCCAAAGUUUCACAUACCAGCUCAACCCCCACAGAAAAUUCAAGUGACACAGCCAAGACAGACAUGAAUUCCAAUGAAACACUGGAUAAAUCUGAACGAGCAGAAUCGUCUUCACCUUCAGAGUCGGAGAAGAAAUAUGAGGAAAUGGACACAAGCGAUGGCUCUGAAUACAAGGACCAACAGUUCCUGGAGGAUUACAUGAACAGUCAAGCAAUCGCAGAGGGUGGGUAUGAAGACCCAAACAGGAAGUUCAAAUGUCAUAGGUGCAAAGUGGCAUUUACCAAACAAAACUAUCUAACAGCUCAUAACAAGACUCUUUUACAUCGCAAAGGAGACAAGAUGAGCUAUCCAAUGGAGAAGUACCUAGAUCCAAACCGACCAUUCAAAUGUGACAUUUGCAAGGAAUCGUUUACACAGAAGAAUAUACUGGUUGUUCACUAUAACUCUGUAUCUCAUCUUCAUAAAGUAAAGCAAGCUAUCCAGCAAGGGGAAGGCCCACUGUCCCCUCCAAGCAAUGACCCCACACCAACAACUACAGCAAGCUCUACAUCAGCAGAGGCACAGUCCCCAUCCAGUGCUGAUGACAAGAACAAACCAUACAAGUGCAACAUUUGUAAAGUUUCUUACAGUCAAGGUUCCACAUUGGACAUCCACAUCCGAUCGGUCGGGCACCAGACUACAGCAGCUAAACUUCCUGACCUUAUCAUGUCAGGACAGAUUGACCUAAGCCAGCCAUUGAUAGAACAACCAAAUGACAUACCCAAGUCACAACAGCAGAAGCUCCUUGCAGAGAUGCUUCAACCUCACCAAAUUUUGGCAGCCACCAGUGCAGUUUCACAACCCUCCUUGCUGUUUCCCGGGAUUACAUCUGGUAUUCCAGCCAUGGCUGGCCUUUCUCAAUAUAACAUGUUGCCUGGAUUAUCGUUGUCCACAUCUGUCUCUGAAUUUGCUAAAUCAUCAUCAUCACAGAGUCACACUUCAGCAUCCAAAUCCAAAGAUUAUAAGGACGGUGAAGAGGCAGGGGAAGUGAAGCAGGAGUCAUCUAAAUCUGAGACUGGAGAGAAGACUACCUACCCAUGCAACCGUUGUAAUGCUGUGUUCAUCAAUCAAGAAAAUCUUGCACAACAUCAAAUGGUGUGCUUGUACCAACCAGGAAAUCUUGGCUCCAUGAGUCGAGGACGAAAUAUGAACUUUUUUGGGAGAAAGACGCAGGUUCAGAAAAAUUUGUUAGAGAAUAUUGGAUUUGAAUGUGUCAUGCAGUUCAAUGAGUUUAACCAGCCAUCGGUGAAACGGGAAGUGAUGGAUGAUGAGAUUGAAGAAGAAGAUGAGAAGAAGGAUGAAGAAGUUAAAGUGGAACCUGAAAAUGAAGUAAAGAAAGAGAUAGAGAUUGUGGAGAAAGUGGAAAGCAACACUGAUUUGCCUGAACUUAAUAAAAGUGUUUGUGUGACAUGCAAGAAAGAAUUCUCCAGCUUGUGGGUGCUCAAAUCCCACCAAGAGGAAGUUCACAAAGAAGUGGUACCCAUCAAAUUGGUGGAAAAUCUUGGACAACAAUUUAAAUCAGAUUAUGAGAAAAAGCUGCCAAAAGAAAUGGAGAAAAGCUCAUCUCCUGCACCGUCUGACACUGUGUCUAACUGUCCAAGUGAUGCACCGACACCAACACCAGAGUCCACUGCCGAGAUGCCACCCCCACCCCCUCCCACGACAACCCCACAGAUCAGUGCCGCACAGCUAGAUAUGGCAGCCCAGAUGAUGCCCAUGUUUGGACUUGGUAUGCACAUGCCUGUUCCUCUAAGUAUGGCCAUGGCAAUGAAUUUACAGCCUCCUCUCAUGCCGAUGAUGUUUGGCCACAUGGUUGGGGAAGGAAAUGUCUCAACUCCAACAUCCAUGGCUGAGCAAGUUCUCCCCAAACAGCAGCAAGCAGCUCAAGCCGCUCAAAUUGCUGCUCAGCAAGCAGCUCUUAACCAGAAGAGAGCAAGGACCAGAAUUAAUGAUGAACAAUUAAAGAUCCUUAGAGCUCACUUUGAUAUCAACAAUUCUCCCAGUGAAGAACAAAUAAAUGCAAUGUCUGAGCAGUCUGGGCUACCACAGAAAGUGAUAAAGCACUGGUUUAGAAACACCUUGUUUAAAGAGCGACAGAGAAACAAGGAUUCCCCUUACAACUUCAACAAUCCUCCUCUGACAACAUUGGAUUUGGAAGAGUAUGAGAAAACUGGAAAGAUUCCUCCAGUCAGUGAGGAAAAGACUCCAGAUAUUAAGCCUGUCAUAAAGGAAAUUGAAGAGGUGCAAGUGAAGAAAGAGAACAUUAAAGCAGAAACCACCACUGCAGCCCAGUUGUCACAGCAGCAGCAACACCAGGAUUUCCAAAAACAGAUGCAACAAUUACAGCAACAACAGCAGCAACAUCUACAGCAACUCAAGCAGCAACUACAACAACAACAGAGCAUGUUCAAGGAGAAGGUGAUUGAUCCAUCUCCCAUCAAAGUUGAAUCCUCUCAUCGAGAAUCUCCAGAGUUGAGCGACACUGAUUAUUCCAACAUGUCCGCAACUUCUUCAAUCCCAUCCACACCAAACCAUAUGUCAUCCUUCAUGAUGACAUCCGGCUCAGGUGAUGACAUUAGGCCCAGAUUUGAACCCACACCUUAUCACAGUGGAUACGCAAAGCGUGCAAACCGCACCAGAUUCACCGACUACCAAAUUAAAGUCCUUCAGGAAUACUUUGAGCAGAAUGCUUACCCCAAAGAUGAUGAGCUGGAUCAUUUGUCACAAAUGCUGAACCUCAGUCCCAGAGUGAUUGUUGUCUGGUUCCAAAACGCCAGACAGAAAGCCAGGAAGAUAUAUGAAAAUCAGCCUCCACCAGAAACCAAAGAAUCACCAAGUGUCAACUCCACCUCUCCAUUCCAAAGAACCCCAGGACUAAACUACCAAUGUAAAAAGUGCUCAGCUGUAUUCCAGCGCUACUAUGACCUCAUUCGUCACCAAAAGAAGCAAUGUGGCCUCGAUUCUGACAAGAUUCAGAUGCCACUACAUGCUGGCAUGGAAGACGACAGUGACUCCUUGUCCACACUCUCUAGAGAUGACUUCAAUGAUGAAACGGCCUCCACAAAUUCCCAUGAUGUGUCCACCUCGGGGGACAAAGACCACCUAAACAAGAUAAAAUUCAAGUGUGAAAAAUGCCACCUGUCUUUUGAUGGCCUGGAACACUGGCAGGAGCAUCAGGCAGUGCAUGCCAUGAACCCUGGGUUGUUUGGCAGCAUACCGACCAAUAGUGCUUUUGGAGUUCUGCAGUCCAUGGCUGCUGCCCAGCAACAGGAGAACAAGAAUCUGAUGAAGAGGAAACUCAAUGACAGCUUUGAUGACAAGUUUGAUGAUGACGAUGACCAGCCAAGAGAUAAACGUCUGAGGACCACCAUUUUACCAGAGCAGUUGGACUACUUGUACCAGAAAUACCAGAUUGACUGCAAUCCAAGUAGGAAGCAGCUAGAAACCAUUUCCGCUGAAGUAGGUCUGAAGAAACGGGUUGUGCAAGUAUGGUUCCAAAACACUAGAGCAAGGGAAAGAAAAGGACAGUAUAGAGCCCACCAGCAACUUAUUCACAAGAGGUGCCCCUUCUGUCGGGCUUUGUUCAGGGCCAAGUCAGCUCUUGAAUCCCACUUGGCUACAAAGCAUCCAGAAGAAAUGGCCAAAGGCGACAUCAAUGUUGACAAUCUGCCAGAUGCAGCCAUUGAGCCUCCUGGGUCCCAAGGAUUUGGAUCUUUAAUGACCUCUCCAUCAGACAUGAGUAAACUCCUGUCUCCUCAUGGUAUGCAAUCCUUUAUGCCUGGACUUUCCUUCAACGACCAACUCCAGAUGUCAAUGAAGCAGUUUUAUGAAGAUUCCUACAAGAAAUACAUGACUGACUUGACGAGCACUCCCAAGGAACAUCGGGAAAGAGAAAAGGAUUAUGACAGUCCAGUUGUCUCUAAAGCUCCCAGUUCCAGUACCAAGUCGAGCAGCAGUGGGACAGAGGCUCCUUUGGAUCUGAGUAAGCCACUAAAAGUAAACACCGAUCAUGACAAGCAUUCAGAUGGGCCAUCCACAGACAUGAGUGAGAGGAGUUAUGAAGACCAUAAUGCCUCCAACAAAAGUUUCAAUGACUCCAUUUCCGAGACCUGUUCCAAUAAUGAGAACGACGAUUCCAACAGUUACUCCACCAGUCGCCCAAAUUCUCCUCUUGGACAUUCUUCCAUUCAAGGAAAGAGGUACAGAACUCAGAUGACCAGUCUACAAGUUCGCAUAAUGAAAAGCAUCUUUAUCGACUACAAAACACCGACCAUGGCAGAGUGCGAAAUGCUGGGACGAGAAAUUGGCUUGCCAAAACGAGUAGUCCAGGUUUGGUUCCAGAAUGCCAGAGCCAAGGAAAAGAAAGCCAAAUUAACAAUGAAUAAGGGCUAUAGUGCUGAACUGGAUUUCCCCAAGCCUCCCGAAGAAUGCAACCUGUGUCAUUUCAAAUAUUCUCACAAAUACACCAUCCAAGACCACAUCUUCACAAAGAAGCACAUUGACAAAGUAAAGUUGUACAUCCAAUCCCAGUCGGACGUGGAGAGUAACCUGACUGGGCAGGGAACUUCCUCCACUGCAUCCAGCAGUGAGGCCAUUCGUCAGCACCAGGAUAUUGGGCGCAUGAAGAAAGCCUGGGAUGAAGCAGCGGCCCUGUCCAACAGCCAAUCCCAUUUUGCCCAGCUCCAAGCCAUGGGACUUGGGGGUCUUGGAUGGUCCCAAAUGCCAGGUUUUAAUCCAUCAGACAUUAUCAAAGACUUGCAGAAAGACAAAAAGAACAAAGAACCUGAAAGUGAAUCAAAGUCACACGGUAGCAGCAAGGAGAAUGACAUUGCCGCUCAGAUUGCGGCUGCAAACAUGAUGAAUCCAUUUGGCGCUGGUUUCCUCCCUGGACUUGAUCCAGCCAUGCUCCCUUACAUGGGAUUCCCAGGAAUGCCUGGACUCUUACCUGGAAUGGGAAUGCCAUUCAUGCCACCUGGAUUCAUGCCUGGUUCAGAGCAUCUUCUGAAUUAUGACCCCAUGACGUUUGGGACACCCUUAUCACUGUUACAAAUUCCACCGCAGGCCAUUAAGGACGUGAGUGUCAAGCUCUCCGAUCCAAAAGCAAAUGUGGCCCAGUACACGCAGGAUUGUAAAUCCAUAAAUAGUCUCAAGUCUCUGGUCAACUCGGUCGACUACAGCUGUGCCAGAGAGUCGACGGUGGAUGUUGGAUACAUCUGCAAGAAAUGUCAGACUGUCUACCCUGCCAAGGAUGCCUGUCUGGCUCACCAGAAAUCACUCUGCUAUCCCACAGCCCCCGAAAACAUCCAACCUCUUCUGAAGCUGGAGCAGAUUCAGUACGAGUGUCGCCUGUGCACAGAUAAAUGGUCGACGGUGCAGGAGUACAAGAUGCACUGCCAGGGGGAGUCUCACAAGGCAAAAACAGCCCACGUUCAGCAAAAGAUAAGUCCCUCAAAGUCCCCAGCCUCGAGUCAAUCAGUAGGUCACGGGACCUCACAGCCCAAGGAUUCAUCCUCCCACACCACGACAAAAUCUCACAGUUCUUCCAUUACACCCUCCCCAUUGCCAAAAAAAGACUCAAAAGAAGACCAGAAAGAGGCCAGUGAUUAACGAUUCGGAAUGAAAUCGAGUGUGUAGUAGACAUUUUUUCAUUUGUUGUGUAUACAUCCUGUGUUUCCAAGAGCGAUAGGUUUAGAUGUAUUUUUGUUACCAUUUUUCUCAUGCAUGUUUUAAGUGUCGGUGUGCAUCUUUGUUGUUGUGUUCGAGACAGAGACUCGUAAAGUGCUGUAGGUGCCACCGUAAUUUGUUGCCGGAGUAAUUUCGGCCACAUAUCCUCCAUGUUGACGUUGUUAAAAAUGAUUCGUUAUUGUUUUAUGCUACAUUUUAAAUGUGGUAUACAAUUAUUGUUUAUACAUAUAUUAGGGUUCAUUUUAUAUACAUAGUUGCAUUUAUUUUAAUUGUCCAUUGUUUCUUUUUUGUAUACAGUGUUAGGUAUGUUGAGAUGAGAGAGAUAUAGACUGAGAAAGAAUGUUGUAUAGAUCAUUUUCGAUGUAUCAACUAUUAUGACCUAUGUAUGUUAACAUGUAUAAUCAGGUUUUUUUUUUUUUUUUAAAUCAUAUGCUAGCGUAGGUAAUUAGAAGUAUACAAGAUGGCUUCCAGUUAUCUCAGCAUACAACCAAAACUAGAAAUCAAAAAUCACAACUCGACAAAAUGAAUAGCUUACCGUAAUAUUUUAUUUCUUGCUAGAUUCUUUGUUGGGUUAAGUAGCUUUGAGCUACAUGGUGAAACCAACCCAUAAUUUGAUUUGCUUUUUAUUUUUUUGUUCUCGAGAUAGUCCCAGGCAUUAGGUUGCAAAUAUGAAAACAAAUGUAUACUUUAUUAUUCAGUUUGUUAUCUUGAUAUAUAAAACUUAUACCAUGUAGGUUCCAGAUAGCUGUUUAGCUGCAAUAGUCCCAAAAAAAACUAUUAUACAUAUUUUUGUUCUUUUCAUUCCAUAUUUGAAAUAGAUAUUUUGACAUUUUUUUCCAUUUUUUUCGUUUCUCUGAGUCUGAAUUUAAUCAGAUGGUCAGUGAUAAUAGUCCAGAUGAUAUAUUUUUAGAUGCUUAGAGAGCUAUGCUUUUCUUGUAACAUUAUGCAAAAUGAUUUUGAUUUUGUCAUUGAGUUUCAAAGGUUGUUAUAUUUUUUUGUGGUCAAUUGAGCAUUUGCUGUAUGUGCAUUUACAGUAGUUUUCCUGCAGUAUCCAAUUAUGAAAUGCUAAUGAAAAUAAAUGAAAUACUUUCUGAAUAUGAGAAAAGUAAUUCAAAAGUAUUAAAUCACAUUAAAAUUCAUAGACAUAUCAUAAUCGCAUUGAAUCUAUCUUUCUACAUUUUACAUUUUUCAUUUAAGAAUACUGGAGCAAGGAGUCUUUAUCUGAUUAAAGCACUAUACCAACAAUGAUUUUAAAUUGAGAGUAAAGCAGAGUUAAGGAACUUGUCGUAUAAUCUUGCUUUCAUUAGCUCAUUAGGGUAAUUAAUUAGUACUAUUCUUGAUCUCAGUAAUUUCUCUCAUUAAUCUGACCUCAUAUAAAGAAAUCCUAAUUCUGUCAUUAUAUGAUUAUUAUUUUUUCCUUUGUUCAUUUUUAGUUGAAUUAUAGUUACUUUAGUUUAUUCUUAUACAAAAUAUGUAUUUACAAGCAUAUACAUGUACUUAUCAUUUCUUUAUAUGUAUUAUAGUCCAGCAUUUUUUUCCACCCUCUUUUUAUCACUUUGCUUAUGAUUUCUCUCAGAUAUAGUUCAAAUUUUCAGCAAAGUAUAAAAAAUAACAUUCACAAACUUGUAUAAAGUAAAAUGCAAUCUCAAAUGGAUUUCAUUAUUCUCUUGUGUUUGUCCAGCCAACAUUGCAACAUUUAAACAAAGGUGCUGUUAUUAAUGAUUUAAAGAUGGUUGAAAGCCGGAGGGUCUUAUUAGGUCCUUGGAAUCCAUUUUUUUUUUCGUUGUUUUUAAUUAAAUUUUGGUUAAGUCACGUUAAGGAGGUGUUCAUCAUGUUGAUUUGCUAUUUAUAGCAAAACAGUCAAUAUUUUACUUCUUUUUUUUUUUUCAUUUUUCACUGUUACAUCUUUUAGACAUUUUAAAGAGAAGUUAUAUGUAGUCUGCUUUGCAAAUAUAAAAGAAGAAAUAAAUAUAUCUAAAAAGAUA
Magallana angulata is the source of this 12675-nucleotide messenger RNA. Its product is annotated as zinc finger homeobox protein 4-like. The coding region runs from base 854 to 10612 and encodes 3252 amino acids. Gene Ontology annotation, biological process: regulation of transcription by RNA polymerase II. The transcript is spliced from 15 exons. The record is from RefSeq and is a predicted model, not a curated record. Gene Ontology annotation, molecular function: RNA polymerase II cis-regulatory region sequence-specific DNA binding; zinc ion binding; DNA-binding transcription factor activity, RNA polymerase II-specific. Gene Ontology annotation, cellular component: nucleus. Lineage: Eukaryota; Metazoa; Mollusca; Bivalvia; Ostreida; Ostreidae.